Molecule: messenger RNA, 1068 nt
Organism: Verticillium alfalfae VaMs.102
Lineage: Eukaryota; Fungi; Ascomycota; Sordariomycetes; Glomerellales; Plectosphaerellaceae
Exons: 6
Coding region: 1-1068 (355 amino acids)
Cellular component (GO): membrane
Molecular function (GO): transmembrane transporter activity
Source: RefSeq, a predicted model, not a curated record
AUGAAUAACAUUCUCGGUUGGACGGCCAGUGUCGUUGGCCAGACGGACGAGAAGAAGGCCGUCGCCAUCGCCAUGUGCAAUACCAUGGGUAAUCUGGCCAGCGUCUAUACGCCUUACCUGUGGCCCAGUAAAGACGAACCCCGGUACUUGACUGCAAUGCUAGCAAGUAUCGGGUUCUCCUUCGGAGUUAUCAUUUGCGCGUGGGUUAUGCGGGUGUCACUCCAGCACCAAAACAAGAAGCUGAGGGAGCGGGAUCCCGGCGCGAUCAACUUCGCUCAAGGCAAGGAAUGGGUCGAUGAAGAGGGAUCUGAAAAGUCAUCAGUAGUAUCGGGGCUCGUUGGUCAGGCCGCUCCGGAAUCCCGGUUGGAGGUCGCACCUCGGCUUGCUAUUCGCCGUGUGGGGCCGGCCUCGAUGCCGUUCAGCCACUCCCUUCCUUUCCAGCCACGGCACAGGCCAGACCACACUGCGUCGACCGACAUCGUGAUUGGGAUCAAGAUGAUGGACGAAAAACGUUCACGACCGUACCAUGACUUCAGCCAGCUUUUGACAAUUCGGACACGGUCCGAAACAAUUUCCUUUCUUGCGGCUGAGAACCGGAUCGAGUUGGAUACGAAGCAGAUUUCCACAUGGUGUGUCGCAGCGACAGGCUCCUCGGAAGCAAUCAACUCGAGCUUGUUGUCCCAAGUUCCCUGGUCGAAUCGAUACGAGUACACGGCAUUCCUCCUUUCAAUGGGGAGGGAUGCAUGGUACUCAGUCGUCAAGCAGAGCCGCUGUGCAUGUCCUGAUCUCCCACUAGGGCUGUUCCACUCUUGUAAUGGUAGCCUUGCUGGGCGAAUCGCUUCGAACUCGUCACAAAGGGAAAACCGAGAGCCGGAGCAUCGGGAUGGGCUGUUGAUAGACAGCGAAAAAGGGCUUGUCGAUGGCCACCGACGAGUUGACGAGAUAUCAGAUGUUGUAUCAAGAGUCAGUAAUGCCGCCAGCCGUUCAGCCGCUACCAUGAAUCCAGUCGAAGAUGGGUACAUCAUAGCCAGGCGAGACGCCCAAUGGCCGAACGAUGUCCAGGGUUAA